This is a messenger RNA of Linum tenue, 2016 nucleotides long. NCBI's taxonomy places the organism in Eukaryota, Viridiplantae, Streptophyta, Magnoliopsida, Malpighiales, Linaceae. The record is from the annotation of a GenBank genome assembly.
AUGGAGAAAAACUUAUUCAACGGCCGGAUUUCACCUUCCACCUCCUCCGCCGGUGCUGGUUCCCACCACGCCGCGUCGGCGAGAUCGGCUUCUCCUCCUCUCCAACCAAACUACAGUAGCCUGGCCGUUCAACUAGGCUACAAAUUAGUCUCAUUCUCGCUGUUAUUCUUUCAGAAAGCAUUGGAACAUCUGGCAUCAAUUGAUUUAAUUGAGCUGUGCAGUGAAUCAAAAGUUGAGCGCUGUCGGGCAACCAGAGAUUUGAGGAGUUGUGGACGUUAUGUGCAGCAUGUAUUGGACUCAUGUGGGCAUGCUUCCUUAUGCAAAGAGUGUAGUCAAAGAUGCGACUCCUGCCCAAUUUGCAGAAUUCCCAUCCCAAAGAAUGACAGUAGGCUUCGUCCUCGACUUUACUGUGAGUGCAUAGAGGCGGGCCUCAUCUCCAAAAGAUGUGAUGAGAGAUUUCAAGAGAAAGAAGAUGGUGACGAUCAAUUGACUGCAGAUGUGCUCCGUCUCUAUGCUUUGUUUGAUGUUGCUAUGGAGAAUAACCUGGUCUCAUUGAUUUGCCACUAUGAUCCUGCAGCAGAAGACAUGGGUAAAAGGAUUGGUUUACUUCUCAAGCUUUCAUCCCAUCUUGGUGAGAUAUCCAAUGUGCUAGAAGUUCUGGAUUCAUCAUUUAAAGGAAGCUCUUCAGCACAACUCAACGACUUGCAGUUUCUGCAUGAAAGUGUCUCAAAGGCAAAGCAGGCAGGUUCUCUCUUCAUUGAAGAUGCUUUAUCAAAUAUUGAAAUUCCUCAAGGUCAUCCAGAGCACACGGAAGAAGAAUUGCGGCUUGCAUCUUUGCAGAAGGAUAGAGAGUCACUUUUCAGGUCUAAACUAGAGGGACUGGCAAUAUGCUAUCCUUUUGAAAGCCUCCAAGCUGCUGUUGAUGCGCUCUUUCUAACCGGAAGUUCUGACACGGUGGUUGCGAAGGAGGCAAUUGUAUCCUAUAUGUAUUAUGCACACGUGAAUUUGGUGGAUCGAAUGAUUGAAUUGCCAUGGAAUUCGGACGAAGAGAAGUAUCUUCGUAAGUCUCUUCUUGAUUGUGCCAUCCAUGAUCCUUCAACGACUACUGGAAAUCUUCUUGUAGUGUACUAUCUUCAGCGAUAUCGUUACACUGAGGCAUAUGAAGUCGAUGUCAAGCUUCAGCAUGUGGAGCAGGAUUUCAUCUCGAUGAAUUCAAUUGAUGAAGGAGUUCUAUCAAGAAUGAGGUCGACAAGUCACUGGAGGUCUGCACUCGUUGAGAAAUCUAUGCAGCUGUUGUCCCCGAUUCAACAGCAACUGGUUAAGGAUGGUAUUCUUAGAAUCUGCGGCUCUACUCCUGAUGAAGAGAUCGAUCCACCUGGAAAGUCCAACGCUACAACAGAAGAACACCCGACUUUUUCAAGCAGUUUUGUGGUUCCCUCAAAUAUAAAGUCUUCUUAUAUUGUUUUACCUUCAGAAUAUGCUAAUCCUCCAUUCAAAUCAUCUCUUCAUCAUCAAACUCCAGCAACCGUAGGUGGAUCGAUGACAGCCAAUCGCCGGUUUGAUAAUGGCAAUUACGGCACUCCAGCAGGGUUGAAGAAUCACCACCAAGGCAGCAACAUCAGCAGAAACUUAAAAUUUGACGAUGUCUCAAAUCCCAUGAAGGGGACGAGCAGAUCUUCAAACCGACACCUGCAUCACUACCAUCAACAGGAUAGUUACACCGAAAUUGAAACAGAUGGGUUUGAUGCGACUUCUGUAAAAGAUCCCAUGGAUGUUGUCCCUAUGAGAACAAACGCACCCUUUGUUCCAUGGAUUAACCCCACGUCUCCUUUGACGUAUUCCAGUGGUGGCAAGAAGGCUUCUUUGAUCGACAAGAAGAUCAUAAAUGGUGGGCCUAGAUGGAGGUCUGAUGAAACCAGUGACGAAGAAGUGGGAGAAGAGAGUCCUGGUAGAGCUGCUGCUGGUUUCACAGUCCCUUGGAGGGGUAAUAGAAGAGUUAGGGUUGCCAGAAGAUGA